Messenger RNA from Microplitis mediator, 2602 nucleotides. RefSeq lists its product as uncharacterized. Lineage: Eukaryota; Metazoa; Arthropoda; Insecta; Hymenoptera; Braconidae. The record is from RefSeq and is a predicted model, not a curated record. The coding region runs from base 2114 to 2602 and encodes 162 amino acids. The transcript is spliced from 3 exons.
AUAAAAAUUACACCGGAACAAUUGACAUUUAUGAAGAUUAUUAUUAUCACAAUUAUAUGUAAUAUUUGUUAUUAAAUUAUAUGGAGGACAUGUGUAUGUAGAAAAAUAUAUAAUUACAUAUGAGCAAAGUGAUUUAUUGUGGGAAUUUUAAAUGCGUAUAUUUUAAUGUCUUCUUGUAUGGGUAUAAUUUGCGGAAAGAAGAAAUAAAUAAAUAUGUAUUAUGGAUAUGCAUACUUAUAUAUGUAUGAGAAACAAUGGGGAGUUUUUAUUAGCCCACGUGUUACAGGAAUUGUGAAAGUAUCAAGGAAUUAUUGUAAGGUUGUGUAUAUUUUGUCACGUGAUUUCUCGGGAGAUGACUAAUAAUUACAUAAAAAUGUACAUAAAUCUCGUUCUGAAGAAAUACUUAUACAGAGAAAGAAAGAAGGAAGGAAAGGCAUAAAAAAAUAAAAAUAUUUUUUCCCAUUUGAAGAAUCUUAGAAAUUCAAAAUCUGAGAAUCAAUUUUUAAAAGAAUUUUAAAAAAACAGUUUGCCAUCUUACAUCAUAAUCCUUUCUGAGAAGUUAAAUAAACAAAAGAUAGGUGAUUUAACAUGUGAAUAGACUGUUGUUGUCCAUCAGUGAGUCGAUAUUAAUGUAGAGAAUAAUAAAAAGAGCAUACAAGAAGCUAAAGAUGAAGAAUUAAAAUAAGAGGCAGAAGAUGAUGAAGAAGAAAAAUACCAAGAAGAUAAUAUAUAUAAAAGAGUAGAGACUAGUUUUGAGAGGAGCAUUGUAAGGCCCGUGGUUUGGCUGUUGGACGCAUCUGUCGAGACGUCCAUUGAGAGAUUUCGUGGAAGUUGAAAACCGGAGGGAAGCCUUUAUUCAAAUCAGGCCCACAUCUGCUGCUCUUAAGAGUAGGAUAGUUAUUUCUCACACACUUUUCUACUACAUUUUACAUAUAUAACAUAUAUGGAAUUAUAGUAUCUAUAUAUAUAUAUAUACAUGUAGGACGCAUAUAUACUUGUAGUGAUGACUAAAACAACUAAACCGAACCCUGCGAGAUCUAUACGCAUAUCGACAAUAAAUAACUGUUUAAAUUAAACAAGAGAAAGACUGUCAAAUAAAUCACACUCUAACGAGAAAAGAGCAAAAAUAAAAGAGUAAAAAAAACCGGGGUAUAGACGAGUAUGAAAUGUAGCCAAAAAUAAAUACGUGAUUAAUGUACACACGUGAAUUCUUGAAAACGCCAGAGGGCUGACAGGUUGUUGCAUUGCAUGUAAUGGUAAGAGCGUACAAAGAAUGGAAGAGGAUGUGAUGGAAACAGGCUAAUUACUCAGAACAAGUAAUCAAACCAUAUAAGUAUAAGUGCAUCAAAAACCAAUUUCGACUGAAACAUCUGCCGUUUCUUUUUUCCUUUGUACGGGUUUUUACUUUUAUUUUUAUUGUUAUUACUUUUUUUUAAAUGUACUUAACAUAUAUCACGCGCUCGCGAUAAUGCCACAGCUGGACUGUGAAUGCAGUUCGUACCAUACGAUGUUUAAUUCGACAUUUCUCAAAAAUUAAACUACUCCCUCUAAAUAAAAGCUGUGUACCUGGAACAGUUUAUUCAGGGAAACAAAACGCGUGAACACCCGGCUAAGAGUUUGGAGUGAGUUGGGUAGUGACAUCCUGCAGGCUGCAGCUUUUAAAAUUUCCGAGAAAAUUCAUAUUAAUCAUCUGCGUUUUUAAAUUUUAAAUAUAUGAAUUAUACUUGCCAGUGCACGAUAACAAUAUUUUUGAGUAUUUUUAAAUACUUGAUAACUGCUACGUUUUGUUUCACGAUGGGAAAUUUCCAAAGCUUUAAAAGUAUAUUUUUAUACUGAUAAAUCAUUUAAUUUUUUUAUGAUUGCUUCAUUACGAUGAACAACAAGAGUAAAAAUAUAAUAAGUCGUAAAUGAAUGAACGAGGGAAAAGUUGUAAAAGUCAAAAAUAUAUAUCCUUUGUAAGUCUAUUGGUUCCAUUGACAUAAAAAAAUUAUUUAUCAAAUUUUAAUAGCGAUAUAACUGUUGAAAGCCAUUGAAAAAGUACAGUAGUUACUAUAACUCGGACAGAAAAAUAACUUUAUUUUGUUUAAAAUCAGUGCGAUAAAAAAUUGAGAAAAUGUCAUCCGGAAUUUCACUUUUAUUUUUGGGUGAAAUCGUUAUCUCCUUGCUAUUAUUUGUUGAUUCAUCGCUUAUGUCCAAACUUAAUGAAUAUCUCUAUCAUCAAUGUGCUGAUGACAACGAUCUUUGUAAUCCUGCUUACAAGGCACCAUGUUGUAAUCAAAGUCUAGUGUGUAAAUUGGUCGAUAGUUAUAACCAAUUUAAAUGUACUGAUAGGGCACAAUUGGGUCAAUUUUGUAAAACUGAUAACGAUUGCAAGUAUAUACCGCAUGCAGAAUGUUCAUUAAGAAAUAGAUGUGUUUGUAAGGUCAGUAUUGUCGUAGACAAUAAUGUAAUAUGUGGACUACCGUUAGGCGAGAUUUGUAAGGAUCAAGAAUCAUGUGGUCCCGAUAAUUCUAUUUGUUUUGAUAACAGAUGUGAAUGCAAUGACGGCUAUUUACCAUUAAAUAAUCGUCGUUGUUUGCCAAGCAAGUAUAUUAAUGGUUGA